ACGGAGGAAGUACACACCCCUCCUGAUCACUAUGGAAACCAGGCCUAGGCUUCCGAUGCGAACUGGAGCUCCGGACCCGGGAUCUGACGGUCAUCGCGUGGGGCGAGGGGUUUGACCGAUCCCGGCGGCCGUCGUCAUGUCGUUUCGAGACCUCAGAAACUUUACUGAAAUGAUGAGGGCUCUGGGAUAUCCUCGACUCAUCUCCAUGGAAAACUUCCGCACUCCAAACUUUCCUUUGGUAGCAGAAAUUCUCAUCUGGCUGGUUAAAAGGUAUGAACCUCAGACAGAUAUCCCAACAGAUGUGGAUACAGAGCAAGAUCGGGUUUUCUUCAUCAAAGCUGUAGCUCAGUUCAUGGCUACUAAAGCUCACAUUAAACUCAACACGAAGAAACUGUACCAGGCUGAUGGUUAUGCAGUGAAGGAGCUGUUAAAGGUUACCACCGUUCUCUACAAUGCCAUGAAAACAAAGCGAAUGGACAGAGAUGAUGACACUGAAGAAGAGAGUUCCAAGUUCAAAUUUGAUUUGGGGUCAAAGAUCUCAGAUCUGAAGGCUGCAAGACAACUUGCCUCCGAAAUAACCUCUAAAGGAGCUACGGUCUUUGAUUUACUGGGAAAGGAAGUGGAGCUGAGGGAGAUGAGAACAGCUGCAAUCGCGAGGCCUUUAGAGAUCAAUGAGACCGAGAAGGCACUUCGAGCCGGAAUUCAGGAGAUUAUGGGGCAAGUGCAGAAGACCAAGCACAUGUUGAACAAUGUUGCCUCUGAUGAGGCCAACCUGGAGGCUAAGAUCGAGAAGAAGAAACUGGAGCUGGAGAGGAGCAGGAAGCGACUGCAAACUCUGCAGAGCGUCAGGCCGGCAUUCAUGGACGAGUAUGAGAAGAUCGAGGAGGAACUGCAGAAACAGUACGAGACCUACGUGGAGAAGUUCCGUAACCUGUGUUACCUAGAGCAGCAGCUAGACGAUCUGCACAGGGUGGAGCAGGAGAGAUUUGAGGAAACUGAAAAUACCCUGCGGCUGAUGCAAAAUAAACUGAAGGAGGAAGAGAAGAGACUGAUGAAAAACUCUGGAAAAGAUGAAGAUUCUGACUCUGACAUGCAGGAGGACGAUAGCUCAGACACCGACCUGGAGGAUGGAAGAGCACUGAAGCCACGACUCACCAGGGAGCUGCCAGUUCACGGGAGAGUUGGUGGUCGAGUGGUUGGGACGAUGCAUGGAGCUGACACGGAGGAUGAGGAUGAAUCGGACAACAGUGAAGAUGAUGAUGAAGACGAGGAAGAAUAUGAAAUAGUUGAUGAUGAUGAGAGUAUUGAUAUUCAGCCAGAUCAACCCCCGAUGAGAAUACACAAGCAGGAGCUACUCGAGGAGAGUGACAAUGACUUUUAGUUCAACUGCAGGCAACAGCCCCAAUGCACAACAAAGUUAGUGAUUUACACAAAGAUGUUUGUGAUGAACUUUCUGGCCAAGCUCCAGCUCAUUGUAUUAUUACACAGUGGAAAGACAACUGGAGCAGGUACAGGCUGUUACUGAAGCAGACAGCGCAUCCAGUUCCAGUACAAAAACAUUUAUCUGCUGCUUUUGACCUAGAUUCAAUACUGUAAAAAAUAAUUAAAGCAAAGCAAUUUCAAACUACCUGGUUUCCUUGAAAUACUGAUCACUGCAGCCAAUCUGAUGUACAAAUAGAAGUCUUUAUGUACUCACACUAUGGCUCUUCAAAAACACAGGCAUGAGCUUCAAGCAAAUGGGUGUUGCAGUAGCUAGUGGUUAGUGCCAUGCUAUUGCACCUUGAGAUUUCAUAGUUUUGAGUUCUAUCCUGGUAAGGAAGUCUGUGUUUUACCUAUGUACAGGUGAAUUUUUCCCAAGUGCUCCAGUCCCCCCCACCCUCCCCACCAUCCAGACAUUGGCUGUUCCGGGCUGAAUCUCUAAAUAAUAAAUCUCAAUAGAUCUAUUUCCCAUCAACGUGUUCAGGGUUUUCCUUCGGAGAUGACAGUGCAGGAUAGUUGAAAAGGCAGGUAGUAGGGUUUGUUUAACAAAUAACAACAAAGAGAUUAUUGCUGAAGGUUUUAAUAAGUCAAUGUCUUGCUGCUUACAGUAGCCACAUCACCAUUCAUUCCAUAUCUCUGCACCAAAAAGCCCGUCUAUACAGAUUUGCAAACCCAGUAUUUCUGAACAUUCACAAUAACCAUGGAUGAUCAAUGCAAUAUUUAUUCCUGGUUGCUAGACAGGUUCUGUAUAAAGAGCAAGUAUUGAUGCUUAGAUUAGCUCUGGUGAUGAAAUGGUACACAAACCAUUAUCAGAAUUUUGUUUAAAAACAGUUUGAGCUAAAUCUCACAUUGGUUGUCAGUUGUAGGGACAGUACAUUGAUAAGACUAUUUGCAUUUAAGACAUUUUGUACAUUUUAACAGUAUCAUUUUCUUUAUGGGAAUGAGUGCAAAUUAAUGCAUUCUCCACAAAGAAAUCAACAUAUAACUUGCUUCCCUCUUACUUUCCUACUAUAUACAGACACAAUCUAUGGACUUUACAAAAUUGAGAAGCUCUCAUGUGAUUCCACUGAAUGCACUGGUUUUAACUCCAGUACAAAUCUGCCUUCAUUCUAUAAAAAAUAACUUUCUACUGUAAAGGAUAGAAAAUUCAAAAUAUACAUCGAUUUACACUAGAGACAACGCAGCAAAGUUUACAAGCAGACAGCAAUGCCUUGCGUCAGACUCUUUGCAGGAGACACACGAGGCACUGGGAGAACUCCGAGCUGAAACACCCAGGGACCUCAUCACGUAACAGAACAUCUUUGUACGAGGUUGAAGAGACAUGGACUGAAAGGAGGCACUCCACCACCAGCAGCCGUUGUUGGUCAGUGAGAGAGCAAUUCCUCUCGUCCACAGAGAUGCAUCAUGCAUCAUGGAUAUGCCAAGGAAUAAGCAUUGCUCCAAUCUCACAGCAACUUUCCUACUGGCAAUCCAGGCUGAGAGGAAGGGUCCUGAGCACAAUGCUACCGGGGGAGGGGUGGGGAGACAUUCAGCAUAACUGAGCUGUGCAGUUCUCUGGUAUUCUGUGUGUAUGUUAUUACAGUCUGCAACUCUCCCACCCCUUACAUGAACAUCUUUACCAGCAAGUUAUCUCAGACCUUCAUCUACUGGGUCUUAGAACAUGCUCAGAUGAUUUUUUUUUGUUGAGGAUGAGUAGGUAAAUGAUAAGAACUAAAUAAAUAUCAUAGUAUCACUGGGCACCUGUGUUUAUUUGCAGAGACCUUGGGUCUGUGAGUAGGAGACCAGCAUUACAGGAGCAUCACCACAGAGCCAUGUUAAACAAUUAAUAUCAGUGCAACCAUGGUUGGACUAAACUAAGCGAGCAAAUGUGCAAACACGUGGUGUCAUUGUCAAAUUUUGUACAAAGCCGUUUGUUACUGGUGUGUUACAGUGAGUUGUGUUAUAUCCACAUUGUAGUGCAAUCAGUAUGUAGUGAGGUGUCAGAAGGAAUAUCAUUGAACUCAUGCAGACUGAUCCAGGGACUGAGGCUCAUCAAGCACUUCCCUGGACCACUGAAGUCUUAACAUAGUCUAUUGUGCCAGAGUCGGGUGCGCAAUACAAUCAUUUCUUAUAGGGGACAGCCGUUCCAAACUCAGCCUGACAAGCCAUAAUAAAGAGUCGGUUCAAGUCCCUGCUGACUGGAUUU
Molecule: messenger RNA, 3664 nt
Organism: Hypanus sabinus (Atlantic stingray)
Lineage: Eukaryota; Metazoa; Chordata; Chondrichthyes; Myliobatiformes; Dasyatidae
Gene: ift38
Product: clusterin associated protein 1
Exons: 12
Coding region: 137-1381 (414 amino acids)
Biological process (GO): cilium assembly
Cellular component (GO): centrosome; intraciliary transport particle B; cilium
Source: RefSeq, a predicted model, not a curated record